This is a messenger RNA of Stylonychia lemnae, 3936 nucleotides long. The record is from the annotation of a GenBank genome assembly. Lineage: Eukaryota; Ciliophora; Spirotrichea; Sporadotrichida; Oxytrichidae.
AUGAUUAAAGAUACUAGAGAAUCACUUCUUCAAAAGAAUGUAGGUGUUCAUAAAAAAUUAAAUUUUGCUUUAUAGGUUGAAGUAACUCCAAAAGGAGACUUCUAACUUAAUAAUGAUGAUUUUCCUCACCCUCAAGAUGAAUAAUUGCAGGUCUAUCAGAAAUAAUUAGAAAAAUAAUUUACUAUUCCAGAAAUAAUGGAAAAAGCUUCAGCGCUUGAGCAGCAUUUAGUCUAAGAAUUUCCUUUUGACAGUAAUAAAUCAAGAGCUUAGAUAGGAAGAGACUCUAAUCUAGUUUAUGCAUCAGAGGAUCUAUCUCUGAUUUAAUUUUGGUCUUUGAAUGGUCGCAAAGAUGUAAAUAAAAUUACAAUUUAACAAAAAGUAAAUGAAAUACAAACUACAGAUUACUUCAUUAUUGCUUAAGUCACUCUAGAAGAGGUUGAUGCUUAUUUUAUAUACGAUGCCUUCUCUUUGAAAUUUGUAGGUUAAGCAAAAUCUGGUAAUAGUAUAAUGAAAGAUGCCAAAUCAACUAAAGAUCUUCUAAUAAUAUCAGACUCUAAUGGUAUGAUCAAUACCAUCACUAUCAAUAAUAAAUCUAGUAUCACCUAGUAAGUUUUUAAAAAUGAAGAUGAAAAUGUGAUGGAACUAUACCAAUACAUUUCAAUAUCAACUGAUGGUAAAAUGUUCACAGUUUUUGAAUAAAUAUCAAGUUCAAUUGCAGUGUUCAGUGUAAAUCCACUAAUAUAAAUAUGGAAAAAAGAAAUGCCAAAACCUGAAAAAAAUGAAGAUGUAUCUAAAUACAUUAUCAUUUCUAACGACAAUCUUUAUGUUGCAUUAAGAAAUAUGGUUAGGAAGGGAGUAGAUUACUAUUCAAUGACUGAUUCAACAAUUAUACUAAGCAUUGAGUCAAUGCAUGUCAACCCAAUAAACCAAAUUCUAUAUUGGAAUAAUGGAAAAUCUAUGAUAUCUUGUAGCAAAGAUAAGAAAAUAAAAAUAUGGAGUUUGACAACUUGUGAUCUCGAACAUUCAUUUCCACCAUAGCACUAAGGUUCUGUAGAGUCCAUUAUACUUUCUUAAAAUUAAAAAGUUUUAUUCUCAGGCUCACUUGAUUAAACAGUUGGGGUUUGGUGCUUGUAAAACUUUCAGCUACUUGCUAUUUUGAAUGCUACCAUAAAGAUCGUUUAACUGAAUUUCACUGACGAUUAGAGUUUUUUGAUUGCAAAAAAUGACGAUCAUGAUAAAAUUCAAUAUUGGAGGCUAGAAGAGAACUCAUAAUCAAUUAAGCUAGCCAUUGAUACUUCUUCAUUAAAUGAAUGCAUUGUGACACCUAAUGGAGAAUAUAUUGUGACUACAAACCUCAGAACAAUGGGGAUGGAAAUCUGGAACACUAUAACAAAGUCAUGUGUUACAAAAUUUUAAUAUUCAUUCGGAAGGUAAAGAGCUGUUAAUUGUACUCAUUCAUCAUCCUACAUAUUUUUCUAAAGAGAACCAGGUGAAAUGAUAAGGUGGUCCACUAAAACUCAAUCUGAUUCAGGUGUUUACAGCCAUUCAGAUGAUAUCAUAGAUAUUGUGAUAGACUAGGCUGACUAAUUUUUAUACACUAUGGGAUAUUAAAAAGGAAAAUUCUACAAAUGGGAAUUAUAAUCUAUGACAUAGCUAAAUAUCAUUGAUUUAGGUAAAGGCUAUGAAGGAUUAGUAAUAUCCCAUGAUGACAGAUUUAUCAUUGCUUCAGACUUUGUAUAAAAGAGUCUAACUAACAUCGAUCUAAAAACUGACGAAAUUAUCUCAGUCAGAGAUAACUAGCCAUAUAAUCCAGCAACACUAACAAUUACACUUGAUAGUAAGUAUGUUGCAGUUUGCCAAGGACAUCUUAGUUCAAAAUUAAUUAUAUUACAUCUAGAUACUCUAGAGAUAUAUAAAAUUCUUGAGGAACACAAAUAAAGUAAUAUAUGGUUUAUUGCUUCAACUCUCGAUGGUAGAUACGUUAUUUCUCGAAACUCUCAAGAGACUAUUAUUUGGGAUGCUUAGAAUUUUCAUUGCAUUUUAUUUGUAGAAGAAAAGUUCAUUUUACUACUUUCAGAGCAUAGGGUAAUGAGAGCAUUUUUGCAUGAUGGCUUUUUUAAAAUUUGGUCCGCUUAAACAGCAUCUUAGCUUUCAGAUGAUUUCCCUUCUGCAGAGGAAAAUACUGUAGGAGAAAGUGAAGAUUCUAAAAUGCAACUUAGAAUAACCGGGCCUAUGAACUCUAUUGCACCCCUAAUAAUUUAAAGCAUGAUAAAGGCUGUAAAAAGCGAAUAAAAGCUAUUUGUAACUGCUCUUAAGGAGAAUUUUAUUAUUCCUUAUAAAAUAAACAUUUUGCAUUAUUUUGCUUUCUUUAACAAUCCUGAAAGUCUCACUUAAUGUUUGGAGUAAGGAACAUAAUAUUCAAGAGAUAGUUCUGGUAAAAGUCCUCUUGAAUACUCUAUUGAAAGAAUGAGUCAGCAAGGAACAGAUAUUUUGCUGGAUUUUAUAAUGAAGAGAGAAAAUGUAUACCAAAAGAUGAAGGAGAGUGAACUUAUUCAGCUUGUAGAUUUUAGUCCAAGCAAUCUCCUAAACUUUUUUGAGAAUUCUGUACUAGUUGAAGAAUAGAAUGUCCCUCCUUAUGGAACUAUCAGGGGAGUUAGUUGCAAUUUCAUUUUAACAAAAGGACCUAUUCUUUAAGUAGAUGAUUGUGAAUUCAUGCUAGAUUAAUCAGCAAAUGAAUAAAAAUAAAAACCUUUGCUUUUUAAAUCACUAAAAAUCUAGUAUAAUUUGGAGCCUGGAUCAGUUAGUAGCAUUCAACUUCAUUAAAGCUUAUAAGAUACAGCUAUAUAGGGUAUUUUUACUUCAGAGGCUAUUAAUAGAAUCUUGUAGUAUAAAUGGAAUUUGGUUAAAAAUUACGCCUAUUCAUAAACGCUCAUCUAUUUUGCUUUUGUAAUUUUGAUUAUCUACCACUCAGUAUUUAAUAAAAAUAGUCAUUCCUGCAUUAUAAUGAUACUAGCUUUUGGAGGAUAUUUCUUGUUUUGGGAAGGAUUCUAAAUGAUUAUGAAUUACAGAGCAUAUGUUGGUGAAAUUUGGAAUUUGUUGGAUAUUGGAAGAGUGGCUCUGAUCACUUGGUAUUGCUUCACAGCUCUUAAGAAUCUUUCUGAUGACAGACAUGCCUUAGAUAAUAAUAAUAAGAUUGUCCUAGGAGGUCUUAACAUUCUUGUGUUCUUAAGAAUUCUACCUUACUUCAGACUGAAUUAAAAUUCAAGAGUAUUGAUUAGACUCAUAAUAGAAGUUUGCAAAGAUAUGUUAUCUUUCACUCUACUUUUGAUAUUAUGUGUCCUUGGCUUUGCAAUCACAUUCAACAUUAUUGAGUCAGAACACGGAGAUGAAUAAACUUUAAGUUCAAAUCUUGGUCAAUAUUACAAAUUAAUCUUUGGAGAUUUUGAUUUGCUUUAAGAGGAUGCUUCAAAUUCUUCUUGGUUAGUUUUUAUUGUCAGCAGCUCAUUUAUCACCUUGAUUAUGAUGAAUUUGCUGAUUGCAAUUAUGUCUGACACUUAUGAUAGAGUUAUGACUGAUAUUGCCUCAACAGAUGGAUGGGAACUAAACUAAAUGAUUCUAGAGCAGGAGAGUUUGAUGUUCUGGAAAAGAGAUAAAGGACAACCAAUGUACUUGCAUUGGGUCACUUAUACUGGAGUUGAACCUGAAUCCUUAUGGGAAGGUAGAAUCGCUGCCAUCAACCAUAGUAUUUAAGACAAAUAAAGCCCUUUAAUUAAUGAGAUAAGAGCAAUUUCAAGCAAAAUUGACACUCUUUAAUCUCAUUAUUUUACUCACUCAAGAGAUGUUUAUUUGAGAUUUGAAGAACAUAGAAAGAAAUUGGAGAGAAUUAGAGUUAUAAAUAGUCAACCUUAUCUCUCUGCUUAAAAAUUUAAUGAAUGA